AUGAAGGCUGCGCGGAUUGUCCUGCGAAACGCGGCUCCUUUGGCGGCUGCUGCUGGUAAUGGUGGCGGGGCCGGAGCCGAAACAACCAAAGAGGUGGAACGCUUAUCGCGUUUCUCUCCGUCGCCGCUUUCUAUCAAACAGUUCCUGGAUUUCGGUUCAACAAAUGCAUGUGAGAAAACCUCAUUCUCAUUCCUUCGGCAUGAACUUCCAGUUCGGCUAGCAAAUAUUUUGAAAGAAAUUGAUCUCCUUCCUAGUCUAUUAUUGGAUACAAGUUCAGUACAGUUAGUAAAGGAUUGGUAUAUUCAAAGCCUACUGGAACUAGUGGAAUUUCAAGAUAAAAAAUCGGAUGACCACAAAGCUCUUUCAGAUUUCAUAGAUGCCAUUACUAAGAUCCGAAACAGACAUCACAGUGUAAUGCCCAUGAUGGCACAAGGGGUAUUAGAAUACAGAGAUUCCUCUAAAAUGGAUUCAUGCAUCAAUCACAAUAUUCAGUACUUCUUGGAUCGAUUUUACAUGAACCGGAUAUCUAUUCGAAUGUUAAUAAACCAGCACACAUUUAUAUUUGAUAGCAGUAAUGUGUGUAACCCACGGCAUAUUGGAUGCAUUGAUCCUUGCUGUGAUGUUGUGGAUCUGGUGUAUGAUGCUUUUCAGAGUUCUCAGAUGCUUUGUGAUCAACACUAUUUUGCUUCUCCAGAGUUAAAGCUUACUCAAAUAAAUGCAAAAGCACCUGGAGAGCCUAUUUACAUGGUAUAUGUACCUUCUCAUCUCUUUCAUAUGCUGUUUGAACUGUUCAAGAAUGCCAUGAGAGCAACAGUUGAACAUCAGGAAAAAAAACCUUCCCUUGAUCCAAUUGAGGUGACUGUUGUACUUGGAAAAGAAGACCUAACUAUUAAGGUUUCUGACAGAGGUGGUGGAGUUCCAGUGAGGAUAAUCGAAAAACUCUUCAGCUAUACUUAUUCUACAGCACCAAAGCCUGUGAUGGAUAGCAAAAAUACUGCUAUGGCUGGAUUUGGUUAUGGAUUACCAAUUUCUCGACUUUAUGCUAAAUACUUUCACGGAGAUCUCAAUCUGUACUCUAUUUCGGGGUAUGGAACAGACGCUGUUAUCCACUUAAAGGCACUUUCUGCAGAAUCUGUAGAGAAACUUCCUGUUUUCAAUAAAUCUGCAUGUAAACAUUAUCAGACCUCAGUAGAAGCAGAUGAUUGGUGUGUUCCUAGGCAAAAAACAAAUUUGUCAACACAGAACAUUGUUGUGUGAAGAUUACAUUUGUCUGACACAUUGAGAUGGGAUCAAAUCAGUUUCAGAAGGGAUUAAUGAAGUAAAUUACUUGAAGUCACUACUGUUCAAUACGAAGACUUGGGUGAAAAAAUAUAUAUUGAAUGGAUUCCACAACACAAUGUAUAAAUGCUAUGUUUGUGCAAUGUAAACUAUUAGAAGAAUCACAGGGAUAGAGUAAUACACAUAUUGGUCUUCUUGAAGUCUAGAUUAACACUCCAAAUGUUUGCAGAUAUCUAUGUUUUGGUAUGUUCAAAAAUGGCAUGUUUUGUGUGAAUAUCAACACAAAAUAAUAUUUUUUUUCUUAUAAGAGUUACUUAUAUGUCAUAUUUACAGCCUGUGAGAAAGUCUAGUUGAACAUUACUUUGUUACAAAGCAUAAUCUUAAAAAGAGAUAUGAUAUAAUGGUGAAUUCCAAAUACUUAACUUUACUUGAAUUUUCACAAAUUGCUAUAUGUGAGCACAAUAUCUUUCAGUUGUUUUUCAAAAUAUUGGAUUUGAAUAUGAAUGGGAAAUAAUCUGAAAAUAUUAAGAAGGUUAUGGGUAUCUAUUAUGAAAGUAUUGAUCAGAAAAAAGUAGCUAUAUGACUUCGUAUAUUGAGGAAAUGGAAAACCAUGAAGGAUUUUCAAAAGAAUUGAAAUGGAUGGGAUUAGGUCAUUCUUUAACUGAAUAGGAUAUGAGGCUAUCAGUAAAAAGAAGCAACUUUUGUUAAUGGAAUUGUUUAUGCAACCAUCAAUUUGGAAUGAUUUCAUAAUAUGGAUUUAGGUUGUAUUUGAUACUUAUUUUGACAGCCUCCUUCUGUCCUUCAAAUAAAAUGCAACUUUAAAAAUGU
Messenger RNA from Protobothrops mucrosquamatus (brown spotted pit viper), 2106 nucleotides. RefSeq names its product pyruvate dehydrogenase kinase 4 (gene PDK4). The transcript is spliced from 11 exons. The record is from RefSeq and is a predicted model, not a curated record. Gene Ontology annotation, cellular component: mitochondrion. Bases 1 to 1257 code for a protein of 418 amino acids. NCBI's taxonomy places the organism in Eukaryota, Metazoa, Chordata, Lepidosauria, Squamata, Viperidae. Gene Ontology annotation, biological process: regulation of glucose metabolic process; protein phosphorylation. Gene Ontology annotation, molecular function: pyruvate dehydrogenase (acetyl-transferring) kinase activity.